GACUGGGAAAGGGGCACGGGCUGGUCCCCUCCCCCUCCUUCCCAAGUUCACCCCUGCCGGCCAUGGACUUCCUCCUGCGGCCUCAGCCAGAGCCGGAGAGCUUGGGCCCUGGAGCGCCUGGGUUCCCUGAGCAGGAGGAAGAUGAACUUCACCGCACUCUGGGCGUGGAGAGGUUCGAGGAGAUCCUGCAGGAGGCUGGGUCCCGAGGAGGAGAGGAGCCCGGCCGCAGCUAUGGAGAGGAAGACUUUGAAUACCACCGCCAGUCCUCCCACCACAUCCAUCACCCGCUGUCCACCCACCUGCCUCCGGACACCCGCCGCCGCAAGACACCCCAGGGCCCGGGACGGAAGCCUCGCAGGCGCCCUGGAGCUUCCCCGACUGGGGAGACCCCCACCAUUGAGGAGGGGGAGGAAGAUGAAGAUGAGGCCAGUGAGGCCGAGGGGUCCCGGGCACUCACCCAGCCAUCACCAGCCUCCACACCCUCUUCUGUGCAAUUCUUUCUGCAGGAGGAUGAAGGUGCUGACCGAAAGGCAGAAAGGACCAGUCCAUCUCCUCCCCCACCAGUGCCCCACCAGGAGGCGGCUCCCCGGGCCAGCAGAGGGGCCCAGACUGGAGUCCCAGUGGAGGAGGCAGCGACGGCUAUGGCCAGCGGCACCGCAGGAGGGGACGACGGGGGGGCGUCCGCGCGUCCCCUGACCAAAGCACAGCCCGGGCACCGAAGCUAUAACCUGCAGGAGAGGAGGCGCAUUGGGAGCAUGACGGGGGCGGAGCAGGCCCUGCUGCCCCGAGUCCCCACAGAUGAGAGUGAGGCCCAGACGCUGGCCACCGCUGACCUAGACCUCAUGAAGAGUCACCGGUUUGAGGACGUUCCUGGAGUGCGGCGGCACUUGGUGCGGAAGAAUGCCAAGGCAUCUGGGCAGGGUGGCCGGGAAGGGCGAGAGCCCGGCCCCACGCCUCGGGCCCGGCCCCGGGCCCCCCACAAGCCCCAUGAG
Neogale vison (American mink) is the source of this 992-nucleotide messenger RNA. RefSeq names its product anion exchange protein 2-like. Gene Ontology annotation, molecular function: solute:inorganic anion antiporter activity. The annotation marks the transcript as partial. Gene Ontology annotation, cellular component: membrane. Gene Ontology annotation, biological process: monoatomic anion transport. NCBI's taxonomy places the organism in Eukaryota, Metazoa, Chordata, Mammalia, Carnivora, Mustelidae. The record is from RefSeq and is a predicted model, not a curated record. The transcript has 6 exons.